Insectozyma verbasci is the source of this 1347-nucleotide messenger RNA. NCBI's taxonomy places the organism in Eukaryota, Fungi, Ascomycota, Pichiomycetes, Serinales, Debaryomycetaceae. The record is from the annotation of a GenBank genome assembly.
AUGUUAAGAAGAACCAUCAAGAAUGGUUUAAAACCGUCAAUUAUAAGAUUUUGUGCUAGUACUGCAGGCUCUGCCUCAAAACCAAUGAAAAAAAUAGUUGAUGCUAAUGAAACUACAGCAACUGGUCAAUAUAUAAAUCAAGUUUCAAAACCAUAUACCGUUACAACUUAUGCUAGACCAAAUUUAGUAUUAACUCAUGGUAAAGGGUCAUAUAUUUAUGAUUUAGAAAAUCGAAAAUAUAUUGAUUUUACUGCUGGUAUUGCUGUUACUUGUCUUGGUCAUAGUAAUGAAGAUAUUUCAUCAAUAAUCUCAGACCAAUCCAAGAAAUUAAUUCAUUGUUCUAAUUUAUAUUAUAAUUUACCUGCUGGUGAAUUAGUAAGUAAAAUUAUAAAUAAAACUAAGGAGUCAGGAGGUUUACAUAAUGCUAGUAGAGUAUUUUUAUGUAAUUCAGGAACUGAAGCAAAUGAAGCAGCAAUGAAAUUUGCUAGAAAAUAUGCAAAACAACAAAAUCCAAAUAAAAUUGAGUUUAUAACAUUUGAAAAUUCAUUUCAUGGUAGAUCAUUAGGUGCUUUAAGUUUAACACCAAAUGAAAAAUAUCAAAAACCAUUUUCACCAUUAAUACCAGGAGUUCACAUUGCUAAACCUAAUGAUAUUGAAAGUGUCAAAUCAUUAAUAUCAAAAGAUAAAACUUGUGGUGUUAUAAUUGAACCAAUACAAGGUGAAGGAGGAGUAAAUACCAUUGAUUCCAAUUUUUUAAUUGAAUUGCGUAAAUUAUGUGAUGAAAAUAACGUUAUUUUAAUUUAUGAUGAGAUACAAUGUGGAUUAGGUAGAACUGGGAAAUUAUGGGCUCAUUCCUAUUUACCAAAAGAAGGUCAUCCAGAUAUAGUCACCAUGGCAAAAGCAUUAGGUAAUGGAUUUCCAAUUGGUGCAACUAUGAUUACUGAUAAAAUUGAAAGUCAAUUACAAGUAGGUGAUCAUGGAACAACAUAUGGGGGUAAUCCAUUAGGAUCAAGAAUUGGAUCAUAUGUUAUAGAUACUAUAUCAGACACUGAAUUUUUAAAUGAAGUAAAUGAAAAAUCAACAAAAUUUAUAAAUAAAUUAACUGAAAUUGCAAAUGAAAAUAAUGACAAAAUAUUGAAAAUAAAAGGUAAAGGGUUAUUAUUAGGUAUACAAUUUAAAUCAGAAGUUGAUAUUAAUAAAAUUGUUGAAAAUUGUAGACAAUAUGGUUUAUUAAUUAUAACUGCAGGUAUGAAUACAAUUAGAUUGGUUCCUGCUUUAAAUAUAGGAAAUGAUGCUAUAAAUGAAGGUUUAGAGAUAUUGGAACAAUCUAUUAAAGAAUAUAAGUAA